AUACGUAAAAUUGCCGGCAUUAAAAUGGCGCAUUUCAACUGCGUCAGGUCGACGUGAAAUCCACUGUCAUCUGAUACAAAAAACUAACUGAAAAUAAAGAAAGAGUUGUAAAUUACAUCAUACCAAGAUGUAUUUACCAGAAGAAGAUAAUCAUGAAGUGGAGGAAGACAGUGAUGAAAUCACCCCAGAUUUAUGGCAGGAAGCUUGCUGGAUUGUCAUCAGUUCCUACUUCGACGAGAAAGGUUUGGUACGACAGCAGUUAGAUUCAUUUGAUGAGUUUAUACAAAUGUCAGUACAGAGAAUCGUAGAAGAUUCACCACAGAUAGAUUUACAGGCAGAAGCUCAACACAAAUCUGGUGGUGUUGAAACUCCACCUAGAUACUUGUUGAAGUUUGAACAGAUUUAUCUAUCUAAACCAACUCAUUGGGAAAAGGAUGGUGCUCCUAGUCCUAUGAUGCCAAAUGAAGCACGACUGAGGAAUCUAACGUACUCAGCACCUUUGUAUGUUGACAUUACUAAAACAGUUGUUAAGGAACAUGAGAAUCCAGUAGAGACACAACAUCAGAAAACUUUUAUUGGCAAGAUUCCAAUCAUGUUGAGAUCAACCUACUGUCUGUUGAAUGCAUUGACUGAUCGUGAUUUGACAGAGUUGAAUGAAUGCCCUCUUGAUCCUGGAGGAUAUUUUAUAAUUAAUGGAUCUGAGAAAGUGCUCAUUGCUCAGGAGAAGAUGGCUACAAAUACAGUAUAUGUGUUCCAGCAAAAAGACUCCAAAUAUGCAUAUAAAACAGAAAUUCGUUCCUGUUUAGAACAUUCUUCAAGGCCAACCAGCACAUUGUGGGUUAACAUGAUGGCCAGAGGUGGUGGUGGAGCCAAGAAGAGUGCUAUAGGACAAAGAAUCAUUGGAAUUCUACCUUACAUUAAACAGGAGAUACCAAUCAUCAUUGUAUUCAGAGCCCUAGGCUUUGUAUCAGAUAGAGAUAUCCUAGAACAUAUUAUAUAUGACUUUGAUGAUCCAGAAAUGAUGGAAAUGGUAAAACCAUCUUUAGAUGAAGCCUUUGUUAUACAAGAACAGAACGUUGCUUUGAAUUUUAUUGGUGCUCGUGGAGCUCGUCCUGGUGUGACAAAAGAAAAGCGUAUCAAAUAUGCUAGAGAAAUUCUACAGAAAGAAAUGUUACCUCAUGUUGGUGUUAGUGAUUAUUGUGAAACAAAGAAAGCUUACUUCUUGGGGUACAUGGUUCAUAGACUGUUAUUAGCUGCCAUUGGACGAAGAGAAGUCGAUGACAGAGAUCACUAUGGGAACAAACGUCUGGAUCUGGCUGGACCAUUAUUAGCUUUCUUGUUUAGAGGAUUGUUUCGUAACCUGAUGAAAGAAGUCAGGAUGUAUGCACAAAAGUUCAUUGACAGAGGAAAAGACUUCAAUUUAGAACUUGCCAUAAAAACCAGAAUUAUAACAGAUGGUCUGAAAUACUCUCUGGCUACAGGGAACUGGGGAGACCAGAAAAAGGCUCACCAGGCCAGAGCAGGAGUAUCACAGGUGUUGAACAGAUUGACAUUUGCAUCCACCCUGUCUCAUUUACGACGUCUGAAUUCUCCAAUUGGUAGAGAUGGUAAAUUGGCUCGUCCACGGCAGUUACACAACACACAGUGGGGUAUGAUAUGUCCUGCUGAAACUCCAGAGGGAGCCGCUGUAGGUUUGGUGAAGAAUUUAGCCUUGAUGGCAUAUAUAUCUGUAGGAUCUCAGCCUUCACCAAUCCUGGAGUUCUUGGAAGAAUGGAGUAUGGAAAAUCUGGAAGAAGUUGCCCCUUCAGCAAUCCAGGAUGCUACAAAGAUAUUUGUAAAUGGUUGUUGGGUUGGUAUACACAGAGAUCCAGAACAGUUGAUGAGCACAUUAAGAAAACUCAGAAGAGAAAUGGACAUCAUAGUAUCCGAGGUGUCCAUGAUCCGAGAUAUUCAGGAUAGAGAAAUCAGAAUCUACACGGACGCAGGCAGAAUCUGUCGUCCAUUACUUAUUGUUGAAAAUCAGAAACUUUUGUUAAAAAACAGUCAUAUCAAACAAUUAAAACAGAAAGAAUACAAUAACUACAGUUGGCAAGAUCUUGUAGCUAGUGGUGUAGUGGAAUACAUUGAUCCCCUAGAGGAGGAGUCUAUCAUGUUGGCCAUGACCCCUGAUGAUCUGACUGAGAAAGAAGAGGGACAAUAUUGUUCUACAUAUACACAUUGUGAAAUUCAUCCAGCCAUGAUUCUUGGUGUCUGUGCUUCUAUUAUUCCAUUUCCUGAUCACAAUCAGUCUCCCCGUAAUACUUACCAAAGUGCUAUGGGAAAGCAAGCUAUGGGAGUAUAUAUCACCAACUUCCAUGUCAGAAUGGACACCUUGGCCCAUGGUCUGCUGUACCCACAGAAACCACUAGUCACUACCAGAUCUAUGGAGUAUCUCAGAUUCAGAGAACUGCCAGCUGGUAUUAACUCUGUAGUAGCCAUUGCCUCUUACACAGGAUACAAUCAGGAAGAUUCUGUCAUCUUGAAUUCUUCUGCCAUCGACAGAGGAUAUUUCAGGUCUUUCUUCUUCCGUUCUUACAAAGAUUCUGAAGCUAAAAAAGGUUUGGACCAGGAAGAAAUCUUUGAGAAACCAACAAGAGAGAAUGUUCAAGGUAUGAGGCCAGCAAUAUAUGAUAAACUUGAUGAAGAUGGAAUUAUCUCCCCUGGAGUCAGAGUUUCUGGUGAUGAUGUAUUGAUUGGUAAAACAUUGACCAUGCCAGCUAGUGAAGAUGAGCUUGAAGGAACAGCAAAGAAAUUUACCAAGAGAGAUGCUAGUGUGUUUAUGAGGAGGAGUGAAACUGGAAUAAUUGACCAGGUGAUGGUGACAUUAAACCAAGAAGGAUACAAGUUCUGUAAGAUAAGAGUAAGAACAGUAAAGACACCACAGAUUGGAGAUAAGUUUGCUAGUCGUCACGGACAGAAAGGAACCUGUGGUAUAACAUACAGGCAAGAGGACAUGCCAUUUACAUGUGAAGGAAUAACACCAGACAUUAUCAUCAAUCCUCAUGCUAUUCCCAGUAGAAUGACCAUUGGCCAUUUAAUCGAGUGUGUCCAGGGGAAAGUUGCAGCUAACAAGGGAGAGAUUGGUGAUGCUACACCAUUUAACGAUGCUGUCAAUGUGCAGAAGAUAUCUAACCUCCUACAUCAGUAUGGAUACCAUCUCAGAGGAAAUGAGGUCAUGUAUAAUGGUUUCACAGGUCGUAAGCUUAACUCCCAGAUUUUCUUGGGUCCAACAUACUAUCAAAGAUUGAAGCAUAUGGUGGAUGACAAGAUCCACUCUCGUGCUAGAGGACCAUUACAGAUCCUUAACAGACAACCUAUGGAAGGAAGAGCUAGAGAUGGAGGUUUACGUUUUGGUGAAAUGGAGCGUGAUUGUCAGAUAGCUCAUGGAGCAGCUCAGUUUUUGAGAGAGAGGCUAUUUGAAGCAUCAGAUCCAUACAGAGUCCAUGUGUGUAACUUCUGUGGGCUUAUUUCAAUUGCUAACUUGAGGAAUCAGACUUUUGAAUGCAGAGGUUGCAAGAAUAAAACACAUAUUUCACAGAUCAGGAUACCAUAUGCCUGUAAAUUACUGUUCCAGGAGCUUAUGUCCAUGAGUAUAGCUCCAAGACUUAUGGUAAUUAGCUGAAGGAGUUGAGUCUAUCUGGAAGAGAAUAACUUUGAACAGUAGCACUGAGAAACAAAUGUUAUUGUGCUAUUGUGUCUUACAUUGCUUAUAUACAUUGCAACAUAAAAUCAGUAAUAUUAUAUACUUAUGUGGUAUGUUAUACCCAAAUGGUUAUGCCGAGACAAUUUCUUCAUUUAUGUUGAUAACAUUUAAGAAAUGUGAAAAUAGAGAUGACAAUGUAUAAAUACAAGUACAUAUUCAGCACUAAGUUAAAGCACGGUAAAACCUUAUGUUGGGAACAAAUGUGAACGAUGGAUCUAGUGCUUUGUGUAAAUAGUUAUGAACUCAAUGUUCAUAUAAUGAACUGGUUGGAAAGAAAGUUUUAAUUAUAAAUAUUGUAAUAUUUAUGAUUUAUCAUCUGUAUUUGAUUUCAUUAAAAUUGCAGAGAGAUAA
Messenger RNA from Mytilus californianus (California mussel), 4093 nucleotides. Its product is annotated as DNA-directed RNA polymerase II subunit RPB2. The transcript has 23 exons. NCBI's taxonomy places the organism in Eukaryota, Metazoa, Mollusca, Bivalvia, Mytilida, Mytilidae. Bases 128 to 3661 code for a protein of 1177 amino acids. Gene Ontology annotation, biological process: DNA-templated transcription. Gene Ontology annotation, cellular component: RNA polymerase II, core complex. Gene Ontology annotation, molecular function: DNA-directed RNA polymerase activity; DNA binding; ribonucleoside binding. The record is from RefSeq and is a predicted model, not a curated record.